AAGUAUUUUGAUUUUUGGUCAUUUAUUUGUUCUGUCUUGCUGCUAUGUAGAAGACUUGCAGGAUAAGGUUGUGUCCUUGCAUCAAGAAGUGAUAAUCACGCUCGUAAUGCUCAUUAUGAAGUAUUUCUGGCACUGCAAACUCAGGAGCCUGCCGCCUGUUAGAGGCUCGGGAGUCUGCCCCUGUACUGUGAUGCUGAUGAAAGCAGUUCUGUGAGGAAUAAUGAUUGAUAUGGAAGAUUGUUUAUCAUUAUUAUAACGGUGCUGUCGGUGUUUGAGAAAAGGUCUUCCACAAACUUGAAAAACUGGUUAGAGUGCAUUAAAUUAGUAAUUUUAAUUGUGUAAAAGCUUCCCACUUAUUUUCAGCAUGUUGUUUUACUCAAGUAUUUUAUUGUAAAUAGGGUUAUUUGGCACUUAAGUAAUUAAAUCAUUCAUCAAUGAGAUGAGAAUCAAAAGAUGGUCUUCUUUGAGCUGACAGAUUUUUGCAGAAGGUUUUGAAAUAGAACUUCAUCUCUCGGAAGCCAGUAAAGCUGCUCUGCAGAUGUCCUUAACUCUUCGAGGAGACGGUUAGUGCUGGUUUCUGUGCAAAGUGCCCCAGGGCAGGUUAAAGCGAUGAAGGGCUUGCUCUUACGCAUCUCCUGCUCUGCUUCCCUGUCUCUGCUUUGUUGUGAUCACAACCCCCCCCCACCACCACAAAGUAACAAAAGCAAAUAUGCAGUGUAGCUUCACAUCAUCUUAGCAACGGAGGCAAGAAUCCCAGGAUCUGUGCCGGUGUCUUGUUGUUGUCAUUCCUCUAGGAUGCAAUUUCCUUCCCUGAGGUAAAAAGCCGUCAGUAGUAAAAUGUGAUGAAUUAGUUCACUCGAGCAGACUCGCCCCUCUGCGUGUUGGUGUGUGCGUGCGUGCGUGGGUCGAGUGUGUGUCGGCAUGGAGAAGGCUGUGGGGGAGAGUGCUGGCUGGGUUACUACAGGUUUAAAGCUGACCUUGUUGUGCAUGUACUUAGCUGUAUUUCAGUGCCUGAGUCAGGCUAUGCGAGCUCUGUAAUCCCACGCCCUCGUACACGUAUGCUUGAUUAGUGGUAGUUGUUAUCUGGGAAGAAGACAGUCCGCCCUCCUUGGGCAUUGGUCAGGACGGGGGCACAGGGGGGCGUCAAGUCGAAGGAGAGAGAUAGGAAGAGAAGGAUCCACAUUAGUAUUCUGCUGGAGCAUUGCUGCCUGCAGAGCAAAUUGAUUACUACAGUGUACCUGUGCUUGGCAUCACAGCUUUGGAAGAAAGGUGUGUCUCUCCUUCAGCCUGAGGGCAGGAGUGCUGGAAGGUAUCUGUCAACUCAUAGACCUUCCUGAUUCUCCAAUCAGAUUUCAGACUCAUCCACAGUAAAUUCAUGCAUCACAAGGGCUUUUGUGAAACCCUGCUGACUGCUCUCUAGCCGCUGGAAUAUAUUAAUGGGACACCAUUGUGGAUGGAGGAUUAUGAAAGUUUCACUGCUACAGAAGGAUGUCAGCUGGAUAGGCUGCUAAAGACACUUGAGUCUGCUGUAUUAGACAUUCUUAAUUUUUGUGUUUUUGACUAAAAUUGAUUUUGUGACUUUUAUGAUAUCAAAGGCAAAACAUAUCUUUGUUGGGGUUUUUUUUAGUUGUUAAUUUCAAUAUAAUUCUGAGGAGUUUUUUAAGUACUGGUGACAUACCAUACAAGGGAAUCCUACUAUUGAACAUGACUCAUGGGGAAGAGCCUGGCUCUGAGAUGCACCAGGAUUCUGCUGUUUUAACUUAUCUGGAAGGUUUACUAAUGCAUCAGGUGUCAGGCAGACAAAGUGCCGCAGCAACAAGACGAUCUGAUGCUGGGCACAGUGAGAGGAAUCAGAAUAACAAGACAGUUGGAAGCCACCAGCUGCCGAACCACAGUUCCAAUCAGGAGGAUAGGAGUGUUCCUCUUGGAAGGGCUACACAGCACCUUAAAAAGGCCAGACUGCUGCGUUCCUCUGAAGCUUGGAAUGGGCCUGAGACCCAGCAACUGCCUGCUUCUGUGGUGAAUUUAAAUGGGCAGAACAGGGAUCUGCUAACAGGAGCUCUGGACAGUUCUCCCAAAUGCAAAGCAGAGAGCACUCUGCUGGCAUCCCUGCUCCAGUCAUUCAGCUCCAGACUACAAAGUGUGGCACUGUCACAGCAGAUAAUGCAAAACCUAAAGCAGCAAGAUAACCUUCAGAGUGAUAAGAGCACUCAGGUGGAAGAUGAAGCCCUGAGAUGUUAUGGAAGUGCAUCCAGUCGCUUGAAGGGCCUGCUGAAAAAGAACAAAAUGCAAAACCACAAUAGUGUGCCUUACCAACGGAGAAACAGCCAAGAGAGGUUUUCUGAUUCACCUGAAGCGUCACAGAGCAGCGUUCAGCCUGCUGCUAGGGACUCCAUAUCCUGUGCAGCACGUUUGAAAGCCGUGGCCAGCAUCGUGAAGAACCGGUCAAGCCCUACGUCUUCCCCAAAACCCAGUGUUGCCUGUAGUCAGCUGGCCUUGCUGCUUUCCAGUGAAGCGCAUCUACAGCAGUAUUCCCGGGAGCAGGCCUUAAAAGCACAACUAUCUGGCCGGUCGGCCAGUGAGAGACUCGCAGCAAUGGCCACACAACAAACACAGGAUAUAAAGCAGUCUAGCAUGGGACAGCAUCAGGUGUCCGCGGAUAUAGUCAACCCAUUAAAUGGACAAAAUGGAACACUGCCACAAACGGUAGAUUCCAGUAAACCUAGUCCAUCACCCAUUCAGGGGCAGAGCAGAGUAAACAGUUCCCAACGGUCUCUGCAUUCUUUUAGGGACAAACACUCCUUUGACAGACACAGCUCAAGGCCCUCUCCAAACUGCAGCAGCUUGCUUUUGCACCUUUUAAAUAACCACAAUACACAGAAAUAUACCAAUGGCAACAGCCUCAUGGAGGAAGAUUACAGUGUUUUUCCAAACCACAGUUCUCCGCUGCGGUCGGAAAGUGAAUAUUCCAACCUUGAGAACAGCCUCACAAAAGACAACAGUGAUGCUGAGAGCUCACACUCAAGCUGUUCUCCAAUAGACCUGUCCGUGAAGGGCAGGGCCAGUGGCUCAGGGUUAGGUUCUUCUUCGUCUUUAGAUAAAUUAACAGAGACCCUAAUAAGUAACUGGAACCCUGAGACUUCUAGUCAUAAAGUCACAGAGGCCAGAGAAAGUGAAAAUAGCUCAGUUAUAAAACCUCAUCAUAAGGUCACACUUCUGCAACUACUCUUGGGUCACAAAAAUAAUGAAAAGGUAAAUAAAAAUUCAGAUAACCCAGAUUUACAGAGUUGCACCACCUCUAAACCUAAUUGUCUGCCUACUGGCAGAGUAACGCCAAGCAGUAGGUUUGAAGAAACAAGGACAAGAAACUCUCCAGAUGCACUGUGUUUCAGAAAACUGCAGUCCUUGCCUGUAUUUUCACAAGAACAAGACACAAAUGGCAGUGCAUCUCCCUACAGUUUGAGCCUGUCUCCUCAGGUGCAAGCCAUCCCUUUGGAUCUGUGUAAGGCUAAAUCCCACUCCAAUGAAAACGUGGAAGAAUCCUCCUUUAGUGCUAGUAAGUUACUACAAAACUUAGCUCAAUGUGGGUUACAGAAGUCCAUUCCAUCACCACCUGUAGAGACUUCUGUGUCUCCUGGAAUAAGGCAGACAUAUGAACCCAGAACAGACAAGCCAGUGGCUUUGCUUGAGAGACUGAAUGCCCCACUCACAAAGAACAAAACUACAGUUUUAGAGGAGCCACUGGUGAAUAGUAUGAAGCUUCCUUACGUGAUGGAUCCUUCACCUUCUGUUUCUGAGAUUGAGAACCUACUCGAGAGGCGCACAGUCUUGCAGCUCCUUUUGGGAGCCACCACCAGCAAAGAAAAGGCAAGUGGCAAGAGGAAGAGACCAGUGGACAAAGGAGACAGUUUAGAUAAGCAUUCUGACCCAUCCCCAGGCAGUGGAAACUCAUACGAGCCAACGUUGGACAUUAAAAUAAAGACUGAGCCACGAGAUGAGGUCCAUCUAUCUAAUACCAAUGGUGAAGAAAAAAGAAGUCAGGUAGAGGAGAGAUUGAAUGGGGGAAACAACCCUCACUCAUCUAACCAGAAAGACAUUAAAUCAGAGGUUUUAUCUGCAGAAGCUAUUCCGAAAGAUGGCCUUCUCAGCCAGCUUUUGAAACACCCACCCAGCACCUAUCAAGUGAAAAACCAGGAUGUUUGCACUAUCAGUGGUAAAGAAGGGCUGUCAUUAAAUCAGGGGCCAGCUAUCCCUAAAAAGAGGAAACUCUGCAUGGGAAUGGAUGAGACCUUGAACACUGAGCCUUGUAUAAGAGCAGUCAGUGCUGUUCAGAGGGAUGGAAGCAGUGAGCCUUCUGGGUCUAGGACUUCUGAUGGACGAAAUGUCCACAAUGAAGUGAAUCGCCUGGAAGCAGAUAGUCUGCUACAAGUUGGAUGCCCUGUGAGUGAGUCUCUGCCAAAAGAUGGGAAAGGCUUCAAUGUGCUGAAGCAGCUUCUCCUGUCUGACAACUGUCUAAAAGAUAUAUCUCUGCCAAGAAGUGCCACCAGCCCUUCCAUUAUUCAGGCUAACUGCAAGAUCAAUGGGAACAUCCCAAGCAAGUCUGGCUACAAUCAUGACUUUGCCGUUUUGCAGCAUAAUUCUAGUCCCCAGGGUCCAGUUUCUCUGGACUUUAAACCGCUGAGUGCUGCUUCUGAAAGGAGCAAGCCACCAGGUUCUCCCUGGGGUUACCAUGCAGCUCGACAGGAUUCUCCAAAACUGAACCUCAUCCCUGUGAAAAGAGAGCUGGAAGGCCCUAUUCAGUGGGUUAUCAGUGGGGAGGAGAAGCAGGACCCAAGCAUCGAUUCCCCAAGGCUGACUAAGUCUAACCCAAUUUUGUACUACAUGCUGCAGAAGGGCAACUCCCACAUUGGCAAGUUGAGAAAGGCAGAGGCUCCAGAGUGUGAAAUGCAGGUUAAGGUUAAAGAGGAGCCUAUGUCUGAACUGGAUGCUUACAGCCACCGGCUGCGCCUGAAGCAUCAUCACCAGCUCAGCAAUGAGAAGCAAGGAAAUGAAACUGAGAGUUUUAAUAGGACAGUAGAAAAGUGCUAGUUGUUGGUAAGAAGAAAGGAAAAUAGUCCUUCAUUUUGACAUGUAAUGCUCUUUUUCUUUUGUCUGUUGUUUUGUAUCACACUGGUUUGCCUUGAUUAUUUAAUCACUUUUUGAGGAAAAAUACAGUGCAAAAGACAACAGAGAUGUUAAAGAUGUUAAACUAAUGAAGCACUGAAAAUUAGUGAAAAAACUGAAAAGUUUUUUACAUGUACCUUUAAGGUAGAUUUUCAUACUUGUCCAGGCUAACUAACAUGAUGAAGGAAAUUGUUCUAACACUUCUGUCAAAUGUUAGAAUGCCUAUUACUCAAGUGGAAAUAGAAAGAAAUAUAACUUUCUAUUAAAUUUGGCCAAGUUUGUAGGACGAUUCAUGUUAGAAUUCAGUGGCGUGGAAAUUUAUUUUUAAGUUCCUAGACACUGUCGUGCCAUUUAUCUUUAGUCUGGAUUCAUUCAUAUUUAAUGUAGGGAUAAUAUUCUGUUGCAUAUAUUUUUUAACGGGUUUUAAUGAGAAGUUCUCAUUAUUUGUUCUUCCCAUAACAAUAAUACGACCAGGAUCAUACUGAACCAUGCUUAAUAUUGUUAAUCGCUGCCUGCAAAUGUCCGUGUUUGUACGGUGUCCUGUAAAGACACUUUCAGCUUGCAGAAGAGCUUCCCUCAAGAAUUCCCAUCACUUCCCUGUGUUGCUUCAGGAGAUUGAUUUGUUAGUGAUUUUCGAUAUUUUAUUUUCUAAAGCAUCUUUAAUACAGAACAUCAGUAGAUAUUGUCGAAAGAGAAAGUGAUGACCUGAAAAUUGCUCUUUAUCUUAUGAGUCAGAUUUGGAUCUGCAUUAAAAACAGUUUAAGGAGACUAAUUUUUGAAAAUCAAUCUUACAAUCAAGUAUGUUGCUGACAAUGUCUUAUAAACAAUGAGAUAGACCUUGUCUAAAGCUGCUGCCAUGCAAGAGUAUGAAUAAUUUUUACAUCUUACAUUUGCCUGAGGUUGAUCGAUAUGUGUUGUGGUUUAUCAGACUAAAGCCCCACUGUAGACAUUGUAUAGUGCACGCUGCAAGAGACACGUUGAUUCAAAUGCUCUUAUUAGAAUUUCAUGUAUGCAUCUGGAUGUUUUACUAUAAAAGUUAAAAUUGUUAGAAUGCAGGAAAGGGAGUGGGAAUUUGUAAUCACUGAAAUAACAAUAUUGCUGAAGUAUCUUUCACCAAGAAGCCCACAGCUGGCCUGAUUGUACCUAGAUGCUUUUCUCUGGUACUGUUACAAAUCAGGGCCCUCAUGGGUGAGCGAACAUCCAUCAUGGAGCCUUCUUUUCUGAGCGAGUGAUGGGUGGAACCAUAUAGCCAGGCAGAGUGUCUUGAGCUAGGAAAAGAGGAAGACACCUUGGAAAUGUAUCACUUAGGGAUUUUAUUUUUUGUUUGGAAUUAACCCAUCUGUAUUGACGGGUGUUAUUUAGACUUAGCAUGUGAAUGUUAGAAUGUUCAAUAUUUUUAUUAUUUUUAUUUUAGGCAUUUAUUCCGUUUAUUCUGAGAAUGUGUGUGGUGUUUCUACUGACCCCCUAGUGUGAUAACUGUGCCAGGUAAAAAAAAAAAAGGCAGAACUGAAUUUAGAAAGCCACUGUGGCUUAUGAUGUGGCUGUAUGUUUAAUUUCUAAAAUGAAAGUAGAAAACUUGAGCAAGUUAAAACAGCUCACAAAUGAGGGGAGGCUUUUCGGCCCAACUAGCUCAUUAGAUUGCUAGUAGCUGAUUGAUCCGAGAUUCUCAUCCAUCCAUCCCUCAAUGAAGACAGGGUAUCAGCUUUGACAACCUGGCUG
Messenger RNA from Lepisosteus oculatus (spotted gar), 6882 nucleotides. It is a transcript of the gene nrip1a, whose product is annotated as nuclear receptor interacting protein 1a. Gene Ontology annotation, molecular function: transcription coregulator activity; signaling receptor binding. Gene Ontology annotation, cellular component: nucleus. The record is from RefSeq and is a predicted model, not a curated record. Gene Ontology annotation, biological process: regulation of transcription by RNA polymerase II. NCBI's taxonomy places the organism in Eukaryota, Metazoa, Chordata, Actinopteri, Semionotiformes, Lepisosteidae.